AUGGACACCUCCUUUGUACCUUACCUGAGGUUCUCCGAUGAAAACAGACAUCCUGACACUCCGGCUCUGGAGGUAACUCUCAUUGGGCCGCGAAACUUCUAUACCCUGAAUCCAACCGGGAAUUUCUUCACCUUGACUGUCAAGCGACUUGGGGAGUGCGAACCUUCCGAGAACCGGCACAAGCCAUGUUAUUUCUACUGGUCUCCGAGCACAGACGAGGGGUUUCGGGUUUUUCGCACCCAGGAAUCGGAUGCGCAGGAGCAGGAGGUGGAGGAGGUGGUGGUGGUGGUGAAGUUGGGUUCUCCCUCGCCGGCGACGCAGCAAUCGGACCAACUCCACCUAUGGUCCUUGAGCGCGGACAAAGAUUCAGUGUCGUGGGACGUCAGUCUGGGUGAAAACAUGUUCCGCAAGCUGGAAAAAAGUGAGUCGGUCACGUACGUGCUGUUUUGGCCGGGGGGGCAGGUCUAUCUGUGGGACUGGGGCACAAGCAUGGGAGACAAGGGGUUUUCUGCCCGCCGGGAGCUGGUGCCUAAGUCCACCCCAAUCGUCCUCCCAGGCGGUGCCAGAUGUGCGUUCAGUUUGGUGGAUGGCAAUGUGCCGCCGCUGCCGCCUCAACCAACGGACCCAGGUGUCAGUAGUGUUACCCCAGGUACUCCGAUCCUCCGUCUCGAGCUGGAUGCUCCAGCAACAUGGAAGGUACUGGAAAACUUACCCUUGACCAUAAAGCUCACAUAUCAUGGGGUGUCGGGAGAGGAGUCCCCACGACCGAUCACGUUCUCGGUCGGCGAUUUGUACGCGUGGGGGGUAAUGUCCGCCUAUCGGCGUCGGGGUAGUACUGGGGAAUGGGGUGCUUGGCUUAGUACUGCUGCGUGUGGUUAUCCGGGGUUUGGGGACGACGAAAUUAAGUGCACGGUGGGGACGAGCAAUGCGUUCAUGACUCUGCAGCCCCACGAGACGUGGCAUGACGUGUGGCCGCUUGAGUGUGAGCUGUCUCUACCAGCAGAUGCCCGUGUCGGAGAGGUUAUUCGAUACCGAUUCGAGGGAUGCAAGCUAGCCUGGUGGAAUUGGGGAACAUUGGAGGAUCAUAAGAAUACAAGUAUAACAUUGACUGGUCUGGGAGGAGCGAUCGUCGAUCCACCCAACAAUGACGGGCGGCCAGAGGUUAUGAUACCGGCUUCAAACCUGGUGGAAUUUACAGUCGUGGACUGA
Messenger RNA from Aspergillus uvarum CBS 121591, 1209 nucleotides. RefSeq lists its product as uncharacterized. The record is from RefSeq and is a predicted model, not a curated record. The coding region runs from base 1 to 1209 and encodes 402 amino acids. The transcript is spliced from 3 exons. NCBI's taxonomy places the organism in Eukaryota, Fungi, Ascomycota, Eurotiomycetes, Eurotiales, Aspergillaceae.